Messenger RNA from Somion occarium, 1686 nucleotides. NCBI's taxonomy places the organism in Eukaryota, Fungi, Basidiomycota, Agaricomycetes, Polyporales, Cerrenaceae. The record is from the annotation of a GenBank genome assembly.
GCUCACACGCUAUGUCACGGGCUCGGCGAAUUGCCUGAUUCUUGGGCAAUCCAGAAGCGAACCAGGGGUGCAUAUUGACAGCUCCCGUUCGUGCGGUUCGAAUUGACGAACCGCAACACGUUAACGUUACACCGGUCAAGAAAAGAUCAAGUGAAUCUGGACCAGCGGAUACUGGCGUCUCGCUGGCGCAUAAGAAUCCGAAGGUGAACAAGUUGUCCUUCAUUCAUCUUCCUCGUCGAUAUGUCCUCCGAAUCUAGUUUCGACGCGCAUAUGCCACCUCUUCAAUUCAAGGGAGAGAUCCUCGACUUCGACCUCGGCAUUGAAGUGGACCAUCGCAAAAGACGAAGGAAUCGCACUACACAAUCUUGUUUGAAUUGCCAUACUUCAAAACGCAAAUGCGACCGAAAACGACCGUGCCAGCGAUGUAUCCAGUUGGGCUUGACUGGCCUUUGCGUAUAUGAAGUCGAUGAUCCUGCUUUGAGAGAUGAUCCCAACCUGGAUGAGACUACUCGUCUUCGUAACCGAAUCGCAGAGCUCGAAAGCCUUGUACGAGAGCUUCGUGGCAAACCUCAUCCUCGCUGGGCUGACGCGAACUUCUGUGACGGUGAUGCAUCAGAGAAGUGGCAUUCUCGGUCAUCUAGAAGGGGUCAAACUCAACUUCAGCGUCAAAAGCGAGAGCAACAGGAUGACGCAAGUAUGGACGGCUCUCUCAUUCCGCCAGUAAAGGUUGAACAGGCUGCCGAUGUUUCGCACCGUCAGCUCUACCGUCUGUCGCCAUCACCCCCUAUGUCUGCCAAUCCUCAUCACCAACAACAUCACGGUGACUGUUCACCUAUCGACAGUCCGACCAUGUCUUCCUAUCAGUCUUCGUCGACGAUGAGCUAUGGGCAUCACCGACCACAGGCACCCCCGUCUCUUGCGAUGCCAAAUAACAACGACCUCUACUACCAUCAACCUUACAUCAAGCCCCCUGCAUCAUCGCCCAUCCAUCCAACUUGUACUUGUCUUACGAAUCCUGCCGCCGCCCACCCUCUUAUAGGCCUUAUGCAUCAGCUGCAGAACACCUUGGAGCUUCUAAGGCAUCUUCCUGAGCAUUCCGGCCGUAACCAAUGCAUUGUCCUAAGGCGUAUCGCCGAGCUGCACGAUCUGAUGCAUGGCGGCAGCGUCAAUGCGGAAAUAGAUGUUCCUCAUUCUCACUCUCAUUCCCAUUACGAGGCGUUACCCACGCCGACUGAAACUGAGAUAUUGUCACCUAUCUCGACAUCGAGUCAUUCGAGUAUAGGUAACGCCAUGCAUCACGAGUGGUCGGGUAUGGGUGCUCCUUCAAACUCGCAUUACGACUACUUCCCGGUCACUCAGGCAGAACACGGCGGUGUGUAUCACAAGACGUAUCACAUCAACUGAUCCGAGUCUUCCCUUACUUUACCCUUCUACCUUGUCAUGGGAAUGCUUUCUUAUCUCGCUUUCGGCCUGUCUGGACUAGUUGUCUCGAAAAUAGCUGCUCGCUUACGCUCGUGUCUUGCUUCGUCGCAUGCUUUCAUACUUACGACGGUUUGUGAUAUUCUUGUUCUCACCUUGUAGCUCUAGUACCUUAUCCUACACUAUUUGUCCUGCGAAGAUAUACCCAACCCCCGCUUGUAAUCACUGCCCUUCCAAUGUACAAAUCGCCUGCGAACGUUUACCACU